Cryptomeria japonica (Japanese cedar) is the source of this 1087-nucleotide messenger RNA. RefSeq names its product cationic peroxidase 1. NCBI's taxonomy places the organism in Eukaryota, Viridiplantae, Streptophyta, Pinopsida, Cupressales, Cupressaceae. Gene Ontology annotation, molecular function: heme binding; peroxidase activity. The coding region runs from base 59 to 1018 and encodes 319 amino acids. The record is from RefSeq and is a predicted model, not a curated record. The transcript is spliced from 4 exons. Gene Ontology annotation, biological process: response to oxidative stress; hydrogen peroxide catabolic process.
UGCUUUCUCUUAAUUUGGUCUAAGAGCUGUCGAAUAGGGAAAACUAGCUCUGAUUAACAUGAAGACGAGAGGUUUCAUUGUUUGCAUGGCCUUCAUAAUGUUGUGUUCGAUUGAGGUGCAUGGGCAUCUGCGUUCCAGAUUUUACGAUAAAACGUGUCCGAAGGCAUUGUCGACAGUGAAAGCUGCGGUAAAACAGUUAAUCGACAAGGACAAUCGAAAUGCUGCUGCGAUGCUUCAACUUCAGUUUCACGAUUGUUUCGUUCGUGGGUGUGAUGGGUCUGUACUGUUGGACGACUCGCCGACAAUAAUAGGAGAAAAGACUGCUGCUCCCAAUGCUAACAAUUCUGUGAGAGGAUUCGACCUUAUCGACACCAUCAAAGCUCAAGUGGAGGCAGUCUGCACUGGAGUUGUGUCCUGUGCAGACCUUGUCGCCCUUGCUGCUCGUGAUUCUGUUGUCGCGCUGGGAGGACCAACAUGGAGAGUGAUGCUAGGGCGGAGAGACUCGACAAAUGCCAGUCUAAGCACUGCUAACACACAACUGCCACCCUCUUCAUCCAAUCUUACUUCUUUGAUUUCAUUUUUUAGUGCCAAGGGUCUUUCCCCUAAAGACCUGGUUGCACUGUCAGGUGCUCAUACAAUCGGUAAAGCCCAAUGCAAAACGUACAGAGCUCGCAUUUACAACGACACCAACAUAGAUCCUUCAUUUGCAGCUUCAAUCAAGGCGGUCUGCCCAAGUACUCGUGGCAUUGGAGAUUUCAAUCUCUCUCGCCUAGAUCUUCAAACUCCCUUUGUUUUUGAUAAUAGCUAUUAUAAAAAUCUGAUAGCAAAGAAAGGACUUUUUCACUCUGAUCAAGAGCUAUUUAAUGGAGUAUUUACAGAUUCUCAGGUCAUAACCUAUUCUACCAAUCAAACUCAGUUCUUCGUAGAUUUUGCAAAUGCCAUGAUGAAGAUGGGAAAAAUUAAUCCUCUCACUGGCAGAAAUGGGCAAAUUCGAAAGAAUUGUAGAAAACCAAAUUAAAUGUAUUAUUUUCAAGUACACAUAUGAUUGACAAUAUAAACAUUAUGCUUUUUUAGUUGCUAUUUAUUU